GGCAGGGCCAGGCCAGCCCCGGGCAGGCGGGCAGGCGGCUGCGGGACAGUCAGGAGCCGGCGUGCUUGUACCUGAGAAAUCAUGUUCAACUUCAGAUGCAUCCAGAAGUUACUACAGUACAUAAAAUUUUUUAUUUUUUUAAUUAUCGAGAACGCCUUCUGUUUAUUUCCUCUCCGCAAAAAAAAAUAUUUUGCUGGUGAAAUAGUACUUAUUACUGGCUCUGCAAAUGGGAUUGGAAGGCUGGUUGCCUUAAAAUUGGCUCCUUUGGGAGUAACCUUGGUGCUUUGGGACAUCGAUGAUGAAGGUAACAAAGAAACAAGCAGAUUGGCCCAACAAAAUGGAGCCAACCGGGUGUUUGUCUACCACUGUGACUGCAGCAGGAGGGAGGAGGUCUAUGAACAGGCAGACAAGGUUAGAAAAGAAGUUGGGGAUGUUACUAUUCUAAUCAAUAAUGCUGGCAUACUGAUUGGGAAAAAGUUCUGUGAUCUUACAGAUGAAGACUUUGAAAAGACCUUCAGAAUCAACUUCUUUGCUCAAGUCUGGACUUGUAAGGCCUUUCUUCCAGCCAUGGUGGCCUGUAACCGUGGGCACUUGAUUAACACAGCCAGUGGAGGUGGAAUAAUGGGACUCUACAGGCAGUCAGAUUAUGGAGCAAGUAAGGCUGCAAUCAUUGCAAUGAUGGAAGCCAUAAAUUCGGAACUGUAUCAUGGAGGAAAACGAGGCAUUAAAACCACAAUCAUUUGCCCUUAUUUCAUUAGUACCAGGUUAAGCAAAGGUUUCAAAAGCGCGAGACCUUGUUUGUUUCCUGUUUAUGAUCCAGAGUAUGCAGCCAGUAGGAUCGUGGAUGCAAUUAAAAAGGAGAAAUUUUAUCUGAUCAUGCCUCCAGCUGUAUACUUACUUGGUCUCAAAAUUUUCCUUCCUAGAAAAGCAGUGCUAUGGCUCGAGUCUUAUGUCAAGUUCCCUGAGAGCAUGGAAGAAGCCUUUGCUCAGAAGAAAAAGGAUUGAAACAAAAAGUAUUCUAAAGAUCUCAAGUGCUAUCUAAUUUAACAUUUUUAGUAAAAAUAAUUUUAAGUUCUAUUUAUUUCUUGGCAAAAAAUUCACUUCUUUUAUGCUAUUUUACAUUGGCCAGCAUGCCAUUUAAUUCUUUACAACUGUCUUUUAAGCCUUUAUGUGUGGCAAUUUUCUGAGAAAUUUUUGAAAAACCACUGAACUCUAAAAUAAAUUAGGUAUUAUGUUGAAUGACCAAGCAACAACUUUGCACAGACUGCACUGUUUUCAGACUGAAGUUUCAAUGAGGUAUCCUGUUAGUGUGGAACACAGUUCUGUUGUAAAUCAUGAGAAAAUGAAGACCGGAGGAAUACCUGGGAAGUUAUGGGUGAAAUCUCUCCUUGUAUUUGGAGAGAAGUCACACCCAUGUUCUUCAACUGUCUUUGAAUGAAAUUACAACAUAAAGGUCCUAAAGGAAAGAAAUUCCCCAAUAGCAGCAGUUUGGAGAUUAGUUACACAAAAUAUGUGCUACUACUUGAUUGAUAAACAUCAAUCCUCAUGUAAAUUUUUAGAAAAUGCUAACAUAAAAUGUUCACAAUUGUCUUAAUUCAAAAACAAAUAAACUGCAUUGCCAAAUA
This is a messenger RNA of Melospiza melodia melodia, 1625 nucleotides long. RefSeq names its product epidermal retinol dehydrogenase 2-like. Gene Ontology annotation, cellular component: lipid droplet. Bases 82 to 1005 code for a protein of 307 amino acids. The transcript has 7 exons. The record is from RefSeq and is a predicted model, not a curated record. Gene Ontology annotation, molecular function: oxidoreductase activity, acting on the CH-OH group of donors, NAD or NADP as acceptor. Lineage: Eukaryota; Metazoa; Chordata; Aves; Passeriformes; Passerellidae.